Drosophila mojavensis is the source of this 1590-nucleotide messenger RNA. RefSeq names its product leucine-rich repeat-containing protein 15. Gene Ontology annotation, cellular component: extracellular matrix. Lineage: Eukaryota; Metazoa; Arthropoda; Insecta; Diptera; Drosophilidae. The transcript has 6 exons. Gene Ontology annotation, molecular function: protein binding. The record is from RefSeq and is a predicted model, not a curated record. The coding region runs from base 80 to 1552 and encodes 490 amino acids.
AAACCUUUACUUGUUAGUUAGUUUUUUCUCGGUGCGCAUAUAAUUUAGCAAAUAAACGGAGUCAAGAAUACAAUUUAGAAUGAAUAUAGCUGGAGCUACCAUUUUUAUCGUAACAACGAUCUGUGCGCUAAUGCCACUAGGCAUCACAGACUCCGCAGUUAAAAGUGAAGAAACAAAAACAGAGCCAAGCGCUAAACAAAACACAAGUGCGAUAUGCACAAAAUGCGUAUGCGAUGUAGAAAACAGUCUAAUUGAUUGCACCAACAAAUUGACUGACUGGUUUACGGACGAAGAAUGGAAGAGCCUUCAAAAUCAGACAAUUGUUUUCGAGUCCAUCAAAAUGGAGCACAACAAUUUGACAACUAUUCCUGCCUUGCCAGCGUAUGGAGUGAAGAAUCUGUAUUUGGGUUAUAAUCAAAUAGCUUCAAUUACAUUGGGAGCCUUUCAAAAUUUAACGGAGCUUACCAAACUUGAUUUGUCCAAUAACAAAUUAACUUCAAAAACUUUAGUACCUGAUGUAUUCAAAGGUCCAUAUUCCCAACAGGAUUUUGAGCCUCUGAAAAACUUAAAAUCACUUAACUUGGGAUACAACCUCAUACAUUCUUUGAAUGAUGAUUUGUUUGAACAUCUCCCAUACCUUGAAGAGCUUAGUUUGUCUUCAAAUACUUUUCAAGUGAUCGAUAGGCUGACGGAAACUGCAGUUGCUGGAUUGUCUUCAUUGAAGGUUUUGGAUAUGUCAUUUAUGGAACUUUCGACCUUGCCCGACACCAUUUUUCAUGGACCCCGAGAUCUUGAUACUCUGAUACUAUCAGGAAACUUGUUCAAACAAGUGCCAAAAGCGUUAUCGUUCUCCAAGAACUUAAAGCGACUUGUCUUAGAUGAGAAUCCUAUUGGAAACUUGGAGGGAGAAAAUGUUUUCCCAGCAAUGACUUCUUUGAAAUAUUUGAGAAUGGCAUAUAUGCAAGAUAUAUACAAAAUUGGACCUGGUGCUUUCAGCGAACUACAAAAUCUAACAGAAUUGAUACUGAGUGACAACAAAAUGUUAACAGAACUCGAUUUACACGCUCUGUCAAAGAAUGUUACUGGAGGAGACUUCUUAGACUACCCCCCGCUUGAUAAGCUAUACCUAAAUAACUGUAAUCUAACAACGCUGCCAAGAGAAUUUUUAGUUCGCUGGGAUAAGCUUAGCGUGCUGGAUCUACGCUUCAACCCAUGGGACUGCCAUACCUCCAACGAAUAUAUGAUCAAAUACUUAAUUCCAAGAGUCAACAGUACCACGCCACUUUUAGCAAAGAAUGUUAAGUGUGAAUACCCAGAGGAGCUAAAAGGCGUGGAGGUCCUAAAAAUUGUAAAUGGGGACUUUGAGUCAGCAACACAGGGUAGCAGUCUUGUCUGGAUUGGCAUUAUCAUUGCCAUUCUUUUGGCAAUACCUAUUAUUUUAGCUGGAAUGGCAGUCUAUAAACGUGGCCAUUGCCGCUUGUGCAAGAAGAAUGAGGCUGCGAAUAGGACGCUUUAUAGCCGUACAAGUUUCAAUGAAGAUUUCCAUAUAUAAUAAUAUGUAAAUAAAGCAUACAUGUUUUGUUAAAAUAA